AUGCUGAAAUGGACUUCUACCCUUGUACGUGACGUGGUGGGGAAGGAUGAGGGGGGAGGAUGGGGAGGGGUAGUAGGAAGGUGGAGGAAAGGCAGAGGAAGGGUGCGGCAUGCGUUCAUGCCCACGGAGGCAGAGAGCAUUCUGGUGGAGGCGGAAAGCCACGUGGGAUUCUUCCUCGCUUCCACUCGCCUUCCCUGGAUCUUCCAUGGUCUCGAGAGGUGGGCAAGUCCGGGCAAGCCUGAGAAGUUUUUGGAGCGGCUACCGUGGGUGCACAGGUUGCUGCUGGAGUACUGGUGGGAGCCGGUGUACCUGCGCUGCAACUGGCUGCUGCUGCAAUCACUAGCUGACCCCGUGGAGGAGGAUAAGCUGUGA
This is a messenger RNA of Closterium sp. Naga37s-1, 372 nucleotides long. The record is from the annotation of a GenBank genome assembly. Lineage: Eukaryota; Viridiplantae; Streptophyta; Zygnematophyceae; Desmidiales; Closteriaceae.